AUGGAGCCGAUACAGCUUGGAAUCCAUGUGGUGCAAUUCGUGAUCGCGUUGAUCAUCCUAGGGUGCUCGAUCUAUGGCGUCACUAUAGCAUCCACCACGACAGGCUUCGGGCUUGCUAUCUUCACGGCGAUUGCAACGAUCCUAGUUGCCAUCUACAUUCUUACCGCAUCUUUCAUUGCCAAGAGCAUUUAUAAACUCUGGCUUCUCGUCGGAGCGAACUGUGUCACGGCGAUCUUUUGGAUUGCGACCAUCGGUACAUUGGCAUCACAACAAUCUUGGAAUCACCAAUGUCAAUACAAUCACGGACAUUGCUAUAGGAAGCGUGAUGGAAGCAAUAGCCAUGGUGUGCAGGCCGCAACGAUUGCGCUUAGCGUUAUUGACGGUCUCCUGUCGAUCUUCUCUAUUGGGUACAGCCUAUGGGCCAAAAAGAAUCACCGAACGAAGACUCCUGCAACUGAAUGA
This is a messenger RNA of Aspergillus nomiae NRRL 13137, 462 nucleotides long. RefSeq names its product MARVEL domain-containing protein. Gene Ontology annotation, cellular component: membrane. The transcript has 3 exons. Lineage: Eukaryota; Fungi; Ascomycota; Eurotiomycetes; Eurotiales; Aspergillaceae. Bases 1 to 462 code for a protein of 153 amino acids. The record is from RefSeq and is a predicted model, not a curated record.